AUGCCCUAGUAGAAGAUUCUACGACGGCACCGUGGGGUGGUGCAGAGCCAGACGGGAGCGACGUCGGACGCGCCGGAUCUUCCUCACGGAACCAUGUCGAAGCAAGAAGGAGGCGCCAACGCCUCCUCAUGGGUCGUUGCUUCCCGGCGAAACUCGGCGGUGUCCCGUGCUCCGGAAAGGAGGCCGACGGAGGACCCGAAUCGAAGAGGUCAGGAGGCCGGUAGGGGCAGCAGAGGUGGCGGCUGGAGGAACCCCUCCGGCCUCCAGCAACCUGUGGCCGCUGGCCUCCGAGAACCGCCGCUUUGCUUUGGAUUGAAUAACGUGUGGGUCGGCGCUGUGAUCGGUCGUGGAGGGUCAAAAAUAAAAGACAUCCAAAUUACAACAAACACGAAAAUACAGAUAAUAAAAGGUCACUCAGAAGAAGCGGAGGUCAGAAUCUUUGGCAACAAGGUGAUGCAGGCGAAGGCCAAAACAGUGAUAGAUAAUCUUGUUAAAAAACAAGAAAAUUACAAUUCAAAACUCAGAACUGAUAUUAUUGCAUUCCAACCUUCUGUUGGAAGAGAUGUAAAGACAGAUAAUAAUGUUACAGAGAAUCAGCCAUUGAUUGAUUGGGAUCAAAUUCGAGAAGAUGCUUUGAAAUGGGGGAAAAAAAAGUGGGAAGAUUUACCACCAAUUAAGAAAAACCUUUACGUGGAGUCAGAAGCAACAAGUUCAAUGUCACAAGUGCAAGUAGACAUUUGGAGGAAAGAAAAUUAUAAUAUAAUGUGUGAUGACUUGAAAGAAGGGGAGAAGCGUCGUAUACCCAAUCCUACUUGUAAAUUUGAGGAUGCUUUUCAGUGUUAUCCUGAGGUUAUGGAAAACAUUAAAAAGGCAGGCUUUCAAAAGCCAACACCGAUCCAGUCGCAGUCAUGGCCGAUAGUUUUACAAGGUGUAGAUCUUAUAGGAGUAGCCCAAACUGGAACCGGGAAAACACUGUCCUACUUAAUGCCCGGAUUUAUACACUUGGAUUCACAGCCUGUAAUUAGAGGAAAAAGGAGUGGACCCGGCAUGUUAGUCCUCACACCUACACGCGAGUUAGCACUUCAAGUGGAAGCUGAAUGUUCCAAGACUGCAGUAAGUACCGUGAAACAAAACAUAAUUGUCACCACCGAAGAAGAGAAACGCUCUCAUAUCCAAACUUUUCUAGAAAGCAUGUCUCCCAAAGACAAAGUCAUAGUGUUUGUCAGCAGAAAAGCUGUUGCUGACCACCUAUCAAGCGACCUGAUUCUGCGACAUGUAUCAGUGGAAUCCCUUCACGGUAAUAGGGAGCAGAGUGACCGAGAGAGGGCAUUAGAAAACUUUAAAACAGGUAAAGUAAGAAUAUUGAUUGCCACCGACUUAGCAUCUCGGGGUCUUGACGUCCUUGAUAUCACACACGUCUAUAAUUAUGAUUUCCCCCGGAACAUCGAAGAAUACGUGCACAGAGUAGGGCGCACUGGAAGAGCAGGGAGAACUGGGAUAUCUAUUACUCUUCUCACUAGAAAUGACUGGAGGGUUGCUGGAGAGUUAAUUAAUAUUCUGGAAAGAGCGCGACAGAGUAUCCCAGAGGAUCUUGUGGCAAUGGCCAAGAGGUACGAGGUGAAUAAACUGAAAAAAGAAAUGGAGAAAAAAUUGGGGAAACCCCAAGGAAAACCCCAGAAGUUUUAUUAUUAAUGCCCUUGUUGAAAAGUGGUACCAGCCUCCUGAGAGGAGAUCUCAAGAUAUAUGGAAGUAUGGGAAACAUGCUGGCACUAUGAAGAAAUAAGUGAUUCUUAAAAUAAUAGUGUUUAAAAAUGUAGAA
Messenger RNA from Leptonychotes weddellii (Weddell seal), 1819 nucleotides. Lineage: Eukaryota; Metazoa; Chordata; Mammalia; Carnivora; Phocidae. The record is from RefSeq and is a predicted model, not a curated record.